AUGGAUCCCAAGCUCAAGAAGAUCAUUGAACUCAUCGAAUCCAAGAAAAAGCCUUCGCAUCCUUGGAAGCGGCAAGAGAGGUUCGAUCAGCCAUAUUUUUCCUUCUCGCCACAGACAUCCUCGUGGCAAGAGGUUGAAUCCUCCAAAGACACCAAGACAGAGUCGGCAGUUUCCACCUUCUCGGUUCAAUCCUGGAAUAUCGAUUUCAUGCUUCCAUAUGCGGAUGAGAGGAUGCUUCCUGCGCUCAAGCACCUUCGGUCGCAUGUCAGCGGUACACCCUUACCAACCAUCAUCAUGCUGCAAGAAAUGCUUGAGACUGACCUUGCACUGGUGCAAGCCCAAUCCUGGGUCCGAGAGAACUACUAUUUGACCGACAUCGACAAACAAUAUUGGGAGUCGGGACACUAUGGCACCUGCACACUCAUUCCAAAAGCUCUGUCUAUCACUGCGGUCUUCCGUGUCCAUUACGAGCAGACCGUCAUGGAGAGGGACGGACUCUUCGUUGAUGUGAAAUUCGGCAACGGCCAGGUCAUCCGCAUCUGCAACACUCAUCUCGAGUCGUUGGUAGCAGAUCCUCCGAGGAGGCCACACCAAUUGGCCACGGCAGCGAAAUGGAUGCACAGUCCAGAUGUGAGUGGCAGCGUAUUGGGUGGAGAUCUCAAUGCCAUUCAGGCCUUCGAUGAAACACUCCACUCGGAUAAUGACCUCCACGACGCAUAUCUGACCCUUGGGGGUAAAGAGCAUAGUGAUGAAGGUUAUACCUGGGGCCAGAUGGCACCAACAAAGCUGAGGAACAUGUUCGGAUGCAGCCGUAUGGACAAGUUUUUCUUCUGUGGCCAAUUGACAGUCGAGAAGUUUGAGCGCUUUGGUUAUGGCGUCGAGGUGGAGGAAGAGAGUGUCAAGAAGGCUUUGAUCGAGCACGAAGGGCUCGAGGCCGGUUGGAUAACUGAUCACCUGGGUGUCAAGGUACAAUUCAGCCUGGAGAAGUCAUCGGGCUCCAAAAUGUGA
Cladophialophora yegresii CBS 114405 is the source of this 1008-nucleotide messenger RNA. RefSeq lists its product as uncharacterized. The transcript has a single exon. NCBI's taxonomy places the organism in Eukaryota, Fungi, Ascomycota, Eurotiomycetes, Chaetothyriales, Herpotrichiellaceae. Gene Ontology annotation, cellular component: PML body; cytoplasm. Bases 1 to 1008 code for a protein of 335 amino acids. The record is from RefSeq and is a predicted model, not a curated record. Gene Ontology annotation, molecular function: single-stranded DNA binding; 5'-tyrosyl-DNA phosphodiesterase activity. Gene Ontology annotation, biological process: double-strand break repair.